This is a messenger RNA of Laetiporus sulphureus 93-53, 162 nucleotides long. RefSeq lists its product as uncharacterized. Bases 1 to 162 code for a protein of 53 amino acids. The transcript has 2 exons. The record is from RefSeq and is a predicted model, not a curated record. NCBI's taxonomy places the organism in Eukaryota, Fungi, Basidiomycota, Agaricomycetes, Polyporales, Laetiporaceae.
AUGGCACCUAACUCGCCUCUCCCUCUACCUCGAUCUCUCAGCUCCUCGCUGGGUGAUCCCGCUACCCCAUCAUUCUCUCAACGUCCUGUGACUUUGGUCACUUCUCCAUGCAAGGUGAUGGACGCAAAGGACACCGUCAUGGGCGUCGUGUAUUCUGCUUAG